Messenger RNA from Psylliodes chrysocephalus, 812 nucleotides. Lineage: Eukaryota; Metazoa; Arthropoda; Insecta; Coleoptera; Chrysomelidae. The record is from the annotation of a GenBank genome assembly.
UUUGACAUUUCUUAAAAUGUCAAAAAAUGAUUAGUAUCGUUUCAGUUUAGUAUUUUUUACCUAAUAACUUUUUUUUUUAUUAUAUUUUGUUUGAGAAAUUAAAAAUGGCUCAAAAUUUCAUGGAAAUAUUAACAAAACAAGAGGAUUUUUUCCCGACUGAUCCUCCUCAUGGUAUGAAAGAUUUUCAAUUCGAUGAGUUAACAAAAAAGCAAAGAGAACAUCUAAAUAAUUUUAAAAUGAAAACAAUACGUGAAAACCAUCGAUACCUAAAAGAACAUCCAGAAAUUAAAACAGUUGUUAAAUUAUUAUUUCAUGCAGUUCUAAAGGAAAGACCAAAUAUAAAAGUGUGUGAUUUUUUUGCUAAAUAUGUCAUAAAAAAUUACGGACUCUUGAGUACUAUAUUAGUGCAAAGGGCAUCUGAACCUACGGCAUCCAUAAAAACAGUAAUUAUAGACGAUUCGAAGGAAAAUAUUAUUUCCAAGAGUGAUACAAAACAAACUUCUAGUCAAGUUACAAUAAAGCAAGUAGAAACAGUUGUAUACAGAAGACACUUAAGUAGUGCAGGUGCCCAAAAAUGGUUAGAAGCACAAGAAACAAAAAUUGUUGCUGAGGAAAUUUUGAGUGAAAUACUCAAUGUCAUUUGUAAAGAUGAUGUAAUCUCACAAUUCCAAACUUAUUUUGCUGGAAGUAAAAGAGUAUAACAAGUACUUUGGUCGACAGUAUUUUAGCACAAUAGACAAUGAAUAAUUAUUGGAUAUGCCAUGGCCAUCAUUUGACACAAAUUGCGUUUUAACUGCAUGGAGUACGAGGAU